Tremella mesenterica DSM 1558 is the source of this 1284-nucleotide messenger RNA. RefSeq lists its product as uncharacterized. Gene Ontology annotation, molecular function: transmembrane transporter activity. The transcript is spliced from 12 exons. Gene Ontology annotation, biological process: transmembrane transport. The record is from RefSeq and is a predicted model, not a curated record. Lineage: Eukaryota; Fungi; Basidiomycota; Tremellomycetes; Tremellales; Tremellaceae. The annotation marks the transcript as partial.
UGGCGGGCUUCUAUUUGGUACAUCACUUUUGUCGUCGCUCUGGGUGUAGCAACAGACUGCUUUUGUUACGCGGCACUCGUUCCGGUGGUACCGUUUCGUCUCCAAGCUUUGGGCUACUCUAAUGUAUCUGGACUCGCCUCCUGGCUGAUGGUAUCCUACGCUGGGGGCCAAGUACUCGCUACCUUUCCCGUCGCAUACUACUUUCAUCGACAUCCUCAUCGCCGUCUACCCCUUGUAGGCGGGGUCAUCACGAUCAUCGGUGCUUUGUUGCUGUUCAUGUUUGCCAAUCCAUAUUGGGCGAUGGUGGUGGCCCGGUUCAUCCAAGGAUGUGCCGGGACCGUCAUAUGGUCAGGCGAGUGGAUUUCUCUUCGAGUCGAAACGUGUGAUGAAAAGAACAUGGGCAGACAGAUUGGUUUCGCUUUCUCGGGAAUUGCCAUCGGUACCAUAGCUGCCCCUCCUAUCGGCGGUGCACUAUACGAAGCACUUGGUUGGCAUGCGCCUUUCGUGUUUUGCAUCGGUCUCUGUGGUGUUGACUUGCUCAUGCGACUACUGGUAAUUGAACCUUCUCGUCAAAUGUCAAAUUCAAACUCAAUACAGGCCAACUCCGCUCCGUCAAGUCCUCUCUCAACCACGAGUACAUUCAAAUCUGAGACCGCAUCCAGUACAGAAGUCAACCUUUCUCCUUGGGGAGUAAUGGGAAAGAUUAUAUCUUCUCCUAGGGGGAUGACCGCUUUAGCUCUCACUGGACUGUUCGGUCUGUUAGUUGGGGCUUUCGAUCCCACACUAACCCUUAGAGUACAAAGUGUAUGGGGUAAAGAUUCUUCUUUUGUCGGUUUGAUCUAUCUUAUUGCUUGUGCUCCUGCCUUCGUAGCGGGACCGAUUACCGGUGCAAUGUCUGACAAAUGGGGUGUAGAGAGUGUUGCUGUACCUUCUAUCCUGCUUACUAUACCUUCUACUCUGUUGUUGUUAUUGAAGACGAAUUUGCCAGGUUUCAUUUUCUGUUUCACCUGUAUCGAUUUCUUUUUGAGUUGUACCAUGUCUCCAACAGGUGUAGAAGUCUCAAAGAUUGCUAGGAAAACCUUGAUAGCUGACCGAUCAGAUCAAUUCGGAGCUAUAAAUGUCGCUUACGCCUCAUCUUCAGCUUUGGGAGCUAUUGCCGGUGGACAAUUGUAUGAUCGUCCUGGUGCUGGAUGGCCAGCUGUAUGUUGGUUCAAUUUCGCAUGUUGUAUAGCUGUUUUACCCCUCGCCAUGCUCUGGACGGGAGAUAAACCACUCUUUUGGCGA